Molecule: messenger RNA, 3823 nt
Organism: Symbiodinium sp. CCMP2592
Lineage: Eukaryota; Dinophyceae; Suessiales; Symbiodiniaceae
Source: the annotation of a GenBank genome assembly
AUGCUGGUCACCUUUGAGCUUUGGUGCAUGGUCCAGCGCUGCUCUUACACUCUGGUGUGCCACAGUCCCACCUUCUUUCCUUCGGGGAGCUGGUGGGACUCCCGUAGUGGUGCAGUCCCCGCUUGCGAUGCGGAUGAGCUGUCCGACGCCCUCGAGGAGGACGCCCGCGGCCGCAAGACGCGGAUCGAUACGUCGCGGUGGGGCUUCCUGCGCGCGUAUCAAGGACAUAGUGAAGACUGCGGGCAUGAUCUCGAGCCUCGCGAAUCUGAGCUGUCCGACGCCCUCGAGGAGGACGCCCGGCCGGACGCGGAUCGAUACGUCGCGGUCAACGAGCUCAUUGCUCAGGCCGGGCAGUAUGCACUGACUGCCACCUCGUGGAGCAGGUGUGCUCGCGAGGGUUGCUCCCAGGAGGCGGCCUGGAAGGGCGCCUCACGUGCCACUUUGUGCUGGGCGACAUGCCCUCGCAAUGGUCGGAGCAACGAGGAUUCCGUAAGAUCCAAUGCGGUCGUGCAGGUCAGCCUGCAGACCUUGCUCCGUGACGGAGUGCCCCUGUUCAAAGGUGCGGAGGGCACGCUCCUCACAGAGCCGAUUCCCCGCACCAGUAGGAGCGGCGUAGAGCUUGUGGUCGUGAAGGCUGUGGCCGCGGUGGCUGCUGAGGAGGGUCUGCCAAGCCAGGCGGGUCGCCGGCGGUGGGCAGCCGGGGUCGCACGGACCCGGCCAACCUCCCAGCUGCAGGAGGUGGGCGAAGAGGAGUCGGGCUCCUCCAGCGAGCUUCCGGACACUCGCGCCCCCUCAGCAGCCGGGCCCUCGGUCGCGGCCCCUGCGAGGCGCGUCGAGGAGUCCAAGCACGAGCCCUCCGAGGAGGAGAGCCGCACUAGCUCUGCGGCUCGGGAAGAGCGCGGAGCGGCGGCAGCAGCGGAGGACCCCGCGGCUGCCAGAGCCGGGGCUGAACUCGAGAAGGCUGAGGCGCUUCUCUCGAAGGCCCAGCUGAGGCAGAAGGCCGUCCGGGGGGAUCUCCUGGGCGCCGCUGACGCGUACCUUGCGGGCACAGCAGCAGCAGCCGGUGCGGAAGCGGCGGCUGCUGACCCCAGCGCCCUUCCCACUGGCGACAGCGGUGCCGAAGCGGACGCGGACGCCUUCAUGGUGCGCGUCGACGCAGCGGCCGCCAAGGACGACCCGAUGGGUGUCGGCAGCUCGAGCCUCGGUGGCGGAGCUCGACCGCUCGCCCCACCCAUCGUGCCCGAUGCCGAGGCAGAUGGCUCGUUCAAAUGUGACAUCUGCGAGGCGUCGUUUGACACAGUGCCGCGCUGGCACUUGCACCGUGUAGCGGAGCACGGCCGGCGGCUUAUACCUGCGGCUGUCUUUCCGGAGCACGCGGCCUCUGACCAGGCGCGUCAAGACCACAAAGGAACGCCGUUCAAGCUGAGUCGCGACGGCCAUUUCUUUGAGAUGUCGGCCGCGCUCAGGGCCCGCUUCGAAAGGAAGAACGGCGAAACGGUGUUGCCUUUGCUCCAGAAGGGCGAUAAGAUUCGCCUUCUGGACGGGACCUUCCUCACCUACGGGAUCCCGUUGGUUCGGGCUCUCAAGGAGGAAGGUGGCCCUGCGUCGGUGGCGGUCGACCCCGACGCCCCGGAGUCCCUAGGGGGUCGGUCCAUGCGGGACGACUCCGAUGAGGACGAGCACAUCCGGAAGAACAGGGAGGCGUGGCUUGGAAGCCAGGCUCCCACGACACCGCCGUUGGGGCGGCUGACUCCUCCAAGCGGAGAGGCGGCCGCAACAAGGCGCCCCGUGUUGUUGACGGCGAGGAGAAGCGCACGCCUCCCCGGCCUCCCUCCGGUCCCCGCGCGGAAGCUCGUGCGGCGGGAUUCCUACUAUACGUGGGGAUCCUGGGUGUGCUAUUUCUGCUCCGGGAUUAACCCCCCGGAGUCGCAGGAAUGCUUCUAUCAGCCGGCGGGCGGCCCGACACGUGGCGCCCGCUGCGGAGGCCUCGCCUCGCAGGGCGACUACCUGCCGGAUGCGAACAUCAUCCCGUGGUCGGCGCCGGACGAGUGGCAAUCGUCGGUGUCCCCGGAUGAGUUCAACGAGGCGGUCAAUGCAGUCGAGGACUGCCAGCUCCUCGAAGACGCCCGAGUUCGCGGCGCCUGGCUGGAGCGCGAAUCGCUCCGGCAGGAGCGGAAGACCGCGACCGCGCGGAUCGAGAAGCGGCGGCAGGAGACUGCGCACGGGGACGAGAGCGCGGACUCCGACGAUAGUGCGGAGAUCCAAGAGAUGCGGGAGAAUAUGGCGGCGGACCGUGCCGAGUUCGCGCCACUUCUCCGGUCCCGAAGGACCACCCGCGCCGGCGUGUAUCGCAAACGCGGCCGGGAUCCCCGUGGAGACAAUCGCGACUACCGCGGCGGGAAGUCUCACCAGGGGAAGGACAGAGGCAAAGGCAAAGCUGCUGCCUGGCUUUGGGCUGGCCCUCGUGCGCGCCCCGUCUGCCUUGCCUCUCCCGUUGGUUCCAGGAUCGCGGCCGGAAGACGGCGCGCCCUGCGGAGCUCAGAGGAGUCCGCCGACCGGUCCACCGCCUACGCCUGGGCGCAAGACAGAUUGGUCCACGCGAUCAUCGGGAACAUCUCGGCUUGGGCUUGUGUGGCGGCGGCCGCGACGGCGCCCCUCCUGUUCUCCAUCCACCGGGGCUCGGUGGUGGUAGUGGAGGAGACGUUUGCUGCGGUGGCCCAGAGCUCCGCCGAGCUCGUGCAGGAGCUCGGAGCAGAAGCCCAGCGGACGGUGCACGUCGCGGGGCGAGCUCUCGCGGUGGCGACGUUGAUCGUCUGCGCCGCGUGCGUGUGGUUUGUUGCCCGCGCGGUCCUGAACCGGAUCGCGCACGCGCUGUCGGGCAACACCGCACUGCCGACAAAGCUCGUCGAGCUGGUCGGCACCGAGGCGACUUUUGAAGUCACCGGCAGCACGGGCAAGCAGCACCGGGUUUGGCUCUGUACGAAAAGUAGACAGGCUGCUUGCGGCUGCCAGGCUUUUGUCACCGAGGGCGCGUGCGGCCAUUGUGGCGCAGCGCAGACGGCGGCAGAGCGCCUCGGGGUGAUGCCCGUGGCUGGCAGCCAGGGUUCUUCCGCACCGGGUCACGCGGAGGAGUCCUCGCGGGCCAUCCGCCGCGGGCGGAUCGCUGUCGAAGCGGUGACAGCUGGCACGUCCGAGUGCUUCUCGGGGCUCGCUGCCAAGAGCCGGGAGCUCAGCUGCCUUAGCGGCCUGCUCAAGACCGACGUGGCGGCUGCGAAGGCAGCGCCCGUCGGCAAGGGUUCCAACCGGCGCAACAAGACGCCUAGCCGCACUGGCGUGCAGGCGUCAGCUGGCGUCACAGGUUGCCAAUACCUUGCUGGCGGAUGGUAUAUCGCCGCAGGUGCGGAGGUGGUAGACCGAGCUAAGCCACGGGAGAAGCUCUAUCUCCGGGCCUACAGCUUCGACUCGCCGUCAGUGAUCGAGGCGAUCGAGCGUGCGUGUGCCAGGGGCAGGCGCCCGGGUGCGUCUCUGCAACGGUCGUCCGUGCGCGACGCUUAUGUCGCCGAUGGGCGUGGCCCUGCGGUGGGCGCUGGCUUGAAGGGCCUCCAUCAUGGAAAGGCUCUGCUGCGCUUGGGCGCCAGCGGCGCCGAGUUGGUGAUCGGGUCGCUGAAUUGGAGUAGUAGCUCCAAGGCGAACCUCGAAUGUGGGGUUCACUUGACCCUCGUGCAGGAUGCCGAGGUCGUGGGAGACUACAUCCGCGACUUCGACACCUGCUUCGCUGCGGGCACUCCCUUGGAGGAUGCCAAGCCGCCCGGUAAGGCGGCUG